AUGGGCAAAUUGUUUAGCUGUAGUGUAGUACUAAUUCUUUUCAUUGUUGUAUUGAGUCAAGGAAUUCCAUCUAUAUAUGGAAGACCUUUGAUAAAUAACAACAACAGACCCCACAACAACAACAACAACAAUAAUGCAAUUAUUGCUAAUAAUAAUAAUGCAACUCCGGCUGCGCCGCCUAGUGAAGAUGGACAGGCUGUGAUCAUCGGUGAAUCUCAGCCGCCACCGCCACCGCCUCCAGCUGGCCACACCGCCAGCAACUUCAGGCCCACCGCUCCUGGCCAUAGCCCCGGUGUCGGUCACGCCAUUAAGAACUAG
Molecule: messenger RNA, 318 nt
Organism: Cannabis sativa
Lineage: Eukaryota; Viridiplantae; Streptophyta; Magnoliopsida; Rosales; Cannabaceae
Product: precursor of CEP5-like
Exons: 1
Coding region: 1-318 (105 amino acids)
Biological process (GO): root development; regulation of root development; regulation of leaf morphogenesis
Cellular component (GO): extracellular region
Molecular function (GO): hormone activity
Source: RefSeq, a predicted model, not a curated record